CCGCCGCCGCCGCCGCCGGGGAGCGCCGGGGUUUGCUCCACAGCCAGCUUGGACGGCCCCGCCGUGGCUCCGCCGUGGUGCGGCGGCGGCGGCAGCGGCUCCUGCUCCCCCGGCCAGGCGUGCCCCGCCGCGCCCAGCGCCAGCCCCACGGGCCCGGGGAGCGGGGCCGCGGCGGGGGCCGAGGCGGGAGCCGCGCCGCCGGGCUCCCGGGCUCCAACUCCGCCUCCCCCGCCGCCCGCCGCGCCGGGUCCUAAAGCCGCGCGCCUCAAGAGGAUGGUGCGCCUGGCGGCCGAGCUGCUGCUGCUCCUGGGGCUGCUCCUGCUCACGCUGCACAUCACCGUGCUGCGCGGCUCGGGAGCCGCCGACGCGCCCGACGCGGCCGCGGGCAACGCCACCCGGACCGCGGUGCAGAAUAACCUCAACAUAGAAAGUGACUCUAUAUCAGAAACCAGCUUUCCUCUCUCCAAGGAAGCGCUAGGGGAGCAUCAGGACCACCAGGCUUCCCACCAACCCUUUCCCAGACAGCGAUUCCGGCAAGAGGCUGGGCACCCUUCAUUGCAAAGAGAUGGUCCUAGAUCCUUUCUCCUUGAUCUACCAAAUUUUCCAGAUCUUUCCAAAGCGGAUAUCAAUGGGCAAAAUCCAAAUAUUCAGGUCACCAUAGAGGUUGUGGAUGGUCCUGAGUCUGAAGCAGAUAAAGAUCAGCAUCCGGAGAAUAAGCCCAGCUGGUCAGUCCCAUCCCCUGACUGGCGGGCCUGGUGGCAGAGGUCCUUGUCCUUGGCGAGGGCCAACAGCGGGGACCAGGACUACAAGUACGACAGUACCUCGGACGACAGCAACUUCCUCAACCCCCCCAGGGGGUGGGACCACCCGGCCCCAGGCCACCGGACUUUUGAAACCAAAGAGCAGCCAGAAUAUGUGAGAAUGAUGGAACUGGACAACUGGCAGGCUGCUCAACGAGGAGGACUUGGUGACGCUGUGGGUGAGGCUGGUGACUGUCUCCCUGGCUCCCUUCCAGAUUCCACAGAUGGCGAGGGUGACUGGAGUCUCUGGUCUGUCUGCAGCGUCACCUGUGGGAAUGGCAACCAGAAACGGACCAGGUCUUGUGGCUAUGCAUGUACCGCGACUGAAUCUAGGACGUGUGACCGUCCAAACUGCCCAGGAAUUGAAGACACCUUUAGGACAGCUGCCACUGAAGUGAGUCUGCUUGCGGGAAGUGAGGAGUUUAAUGCCACCAAACUGUUUGAAGUUGACACGGACAGCUGUGAGCGAUGGAUGAGCUGCAAAAGUGAGUUCCUAAAGAAGUACAUGCACAAGGUGAUCAACGACCUGCCCAGCUGCCCCUGCUCCUACCCCACCGAGGUGGCCUACAGCACCACCGACAUCUUCGACCGCAUCAAGCGCAAGGACUUCCGCUGGAAGGACGCCAGCGGGCCCAAGGAGAAGCUGGAGAUCUACAAGCCCACUGCCCGGUACUGCAUUCGCUCCAUGCUGUCCCUGGAGAGCACCACACUGGCUGCCCAGCACUGUUGCUAUGGCGACAACAUGCAGCUUAUCACCAGGGGCAAAGGGGCGGGGACGCCCAACCUCAUCAGCACCGAGUUCUCUGCCGAGCUCCACUACAAGGUGGACGUCCUACCCUGGAUUAUCUGCAAGGGCGAUUGGAGCAGGUACAACGAGGCCCGGCCCCCCAACAACGCACAGAAGUGCACUGAGAGCCCAUCGGACGAAGAUUACAUUAAGCAGUUCCAAGAGGCCAGGGAGUAUUAGAGAGACGCCCCUGCUGGUACUCGUGACUCAAACGCACUGCACUGAUUGUGGCGUGAGCGCUCAAGCCCCUCUUACCCGCAUCCGUGUGUGUCUGUGUACACCACGAGUAUUUUUCAUAAAUCACACUAGGGUGUGCGCCAGGCCCGGGGGACUGCCAUCGGAAGCCGCCCUUGCCACCUGCAAACCCACAGACCUCCUGGGGACUCCUCCUAGGGCUCCAGUGGCAGGAGGACGAGGACAAAGGAGCCAGAAGAAUCUGGAAGCCACAAUGGGUGCGACUCAGCUCAUGCCCAGACCGUGUUUCCUGGAGAAGCAGAGCAGGAAAGAGAUGAAGGUGUAACGUUAUGAGCAGGUUUUAUAUGUAACUUAUUUAACAUGAAUGUGACUUAAGUGUAACCUUUUCUCUGGAGUUGUGAAACUAAUCACUUCUGGGAGAGUUCAGACAGAGGCUUAGGGAGGUGGAAGAGAAAGGGGAUUUUGUAAUGAUUUCUUCAAGCAUAAGUAGCUCAAUGGAAGUAUAUCAAAACGAGAAAACACCCAUGUUAAACCAAAAAUCAUUUAGUAAUGGGGCACCUUGCUGAAGUCUCAGCUUCCAAAAUUCUCUUGCCUAAGACUAGGUAUACGGUGGGGGACAAAUGGGUACUUUAGGGAAAAUCUGAAGCCUGGCUUGAAAUAGCUUUAAAAUAAAAGGCCGAUAGUAGCAUAAUGCUAUAAUUCUACUAAAAGGCUUUGGAAUGGCAGGAUUUCUGCUCACAUCUUAGUAGGCUCAGAAGGCUGCAGGAAGGUUAUACAUAAGAAAAAGUAGUAGCACUUUUCCAAAGAAAAAAAAGCAUAAUAAAUGGUAAAAGAACAUGGACCUCAUUUCAUCCAUUUUAUCAUAAUACCAUCUUAACAAUUUUUUUCUCCACCAGUGUAUUCCCAGCAAAUAAAUAUAAAAAGAAGAGGGGGACUCAAGUCUAAGAAAUUCUAAUUUUUUUAUGUUUUAAGAAAGGAAAAAUACUACAUUAUUUUUGUAAAGUAUUUAUUGAGACAUUGAGUGUCGUGCAUCAAGCAAUUGUAAUGUGACCUGGUUCUGUAGUGUGGAACUUAGGACAAAUAUAAGAGUUGGUUCUUAUGCAAUCUUUACUUGCAAAACUCCAGGAAAAGAGAAUAUAUAAUAAAAUCAUAAUAAAAUGUG
This is a messenger RNA of Manis pentadactyla (Chinese pangolin), 2944 nucleotides long. It is a transcript of the gene ISM1, whose product is annotated as isthmin 1. NCBI's taxonomy places the organism in Eukaryota, Metazoa, Chordata, Mammalia, Pholidota, Manidae. Gene Ontology annotation, biological process: negative regulation of angiogenesis. The transcript has 6 exons. The coding region runs from base 274 to 1767 and encodes 497 amino acids. The record is from RefSeq and is a predicted model, not a curated record.